Molecule: messenger RNA, 2947 nt
Organism: Nannospalax galili (Upper Galilee mountains blind mole rat)
Lineage: Eukaryota; Metazoa; Chordata; Mammalia; Rodentia; Spalacidae
Gene: Rgl3
Product: ral guanine nucleotide dissociation stimulator like 3
Exons: 20
Coding region: 216-2324 (702 amino acids)
Biological process (GO): positive regulation of GTPase activity; Ras protein signal transduction
Cellular component (GO): plasma membrane
Molecular function (GO): guanyl-nucleotide exchange factor activity
Source: RefSeq, a predicted model, not a curated record
AUCUGGGGUGAUAGGACUAUCACCUGGCAACACAGACUUCAAUGUUUCCCUCCUUAUCCUCCAAACAUGAGACACUCCUAUACUUGAGGCUGCUCAACCUCUGACUGAGGACAAAGGACUUCUGGCUUGUGGACACAGACUUGCCCCCCAUUUAUCUAUGCACAAGUUAGGUGGUCCACACUGAAGCUACAGGGAGCCGGACGAGCACCUGGGCCAUGGAGCGCUUGGCGGGCAAAGAGCUCGCCCUGGCGCCACUGCAGGACUGGGGCGAAGAGACCGAGGACGGUGCAGUGUACAGCGUCUCCCUGCGCCGGCAGCGCAGCCAGCGCGCGAGCCCAGCGGAGAGGCCUGGGAAUAGCCAGACUCCAGCUACCUACACCUUCCUCCACUACCGCACCAGCAAAGUGCGGGUGCUUAAGGCUGCCCAGCUGAAGCGGCUGGUGCAUGAGUUAGUGUCUGGAGACCGGGAGCAAGACCCAGACUUUGUGCCUGCCUUCCUGGCCACUCACCGGACUUUUGUGCCCACAGCCGUCGUACUUGGCUUUCUGCUACCCCCUCCACCGCCGCCGCCGCCACCACUACCUCCUGGGGUAGACCGGAAGAGUCCAGAGGAACAGAACUUUAGUCUCAACAAGAAUCUCAGGGCUGUGGUUUCUGUGCUGGGUUCUUGGCUGCGGGACCAUCCUCAAGAUUUCAGAGACCCCCCUGGCCAUCCAGACCUGGGCAAUGUUCGGAUAUUUCUGGGCUGGGCAGCCCCAGGAGGGGCAGAAGCCAGGGAAGCAGAGAAACUUCUGGAAGAUUUCUUGGAGGAGGCAGAGGUAGAGCCAAAAGAAGGGAAGCAGAUACUGGCUUGGGCAGGACCUCCCAGUACUGCCAAACCCAGAUCAGAAUCCCCAGAGGGUUGCGCUGAAGAGGAGGACGGGCUCAAUCCAGAAAGCCCUGAGCUCCUGGACUUCAGCGUGGACGAGGUGGCGGAGCAGCUGACCCUGAUGGACGUGGAGCUUUUCUCGCGUGUGCGACCCUGCGAGUGCCUGGGCUCGGUGUGGUCCCAGCGGGACCGGCCCGGAGCUGCAGGCGUCUCCCCGACUGUGCGCGCCACUGUGGCCCAGUUCAACGCGGUGACCGGCUGCGUGCUGGGCUCGGUGCUGAGCUCCCCUGGCUUGACGGCGCCGCAGAGGGCGCAGCGCUUAGAGCAAUGGAUCCGCAUUGCGCAAUGCUGCCGGGACCUGCGGAAUUUCUCUUCUUUGCGCGCUAUACUGUCUGCCCUGCAGUCCAACGCCAUCUACAGGCUCAAGCGCAGCUGGGGGGCUGUAAGCCGGGAGCCCAUGUCCACUUUCAGGAAACUUUCUCAGAUUUUUUCUGACGAGGACAACCAUCUCAGUAGCCGAGCAGUUGUUUUGCAGGAGGAGACCAUGGAGGGAUCUCAAAAUGAUGACAGCUUACCAGGAUGUCUACCAUCAAUACUGCCCCCAGGUCCUGUCCCCUACCUUGGCACGUUUCUCACGGAUUUGAUUAUGCUGGACACAGCCCUACCGGAUAUGUUGAAGGGAGAUCUCAUCAAUUUUGAAAAGAGGAGGAAGGAGUGGGAAAUCCUGGCAAAAAUCCAGCAGCUACAGCAACGCUGCCAGAACUACAACCUGAGACCCCGCCCAUCCAUCCUGGCCGCCCUUCAAGCCCAGAGACAGCUCAGUGAGGAGCAGAGCUAUCGUGUCUCCCGUGUUAUUGAGCCACCAGCUGCCUCCUGUCCCAGCUCCCCUAGAAUCUUCCGGCGCAUCAGCCUCACAAAGCGCCUCAGUGUGAAGCUGUCCCGUGAGAAGAACUCAUCCCCUGGUGGGAGUCCCGGAGAUCCCUUCUCACCCACCUCCAGUCUGUCCCCAGGGUCCCCCCCAUCCAGCCCUAGAAGCAGAGACCCUCCUCCUGGCAGUCCUCCAGCCUCCCCAGGGUUCCAGGGCCCCAGCACCAAGCUGCUGCUGAACAUGGACCCACCAGGCCCCCGGCCCCUGACCUUGACCCUGAGCAGCCCUCGAAUCCCUCUCCCAAGGCAGCAGAGCCCAGAGGCCUGCGUGAUCCGAGUCAGCAUUGCCAAUGACCAUGGGAACCUGUAUCGGAGCAUCUUGCUUACUUGUCAGGACAAAGUCCCCAGUGUGAUACAGAGAGCCCUGGAGAAACACAAUGUGCCCCAGCCCUGGGCCCGUGACUACCAGCUCUUCCAGGUCCUGCCUGGGAACAGAGAGCUUCUGAUUCCUGAUGGUGCCAAUGUAUUCUACGCCAUGAACCCGGCCGCCCCUGGUGACUUCUUGCUACAGCGGAAGGAGGGUGACUGACACAUACCUGUCUUCCCCCUCCAGGGGCUCUCUGAUUCCCUGGAUCCUUAUUUCAAUCACAAGACUGCAUGAGAUGAAUGUAAAACUAAGAAAGACCAAGAGCCAUAAGAGCUGGGGGUGUAGCUCAGCGGCAGAGCACUUACCCAGCAUUCCUUCCUUAGGUCCUGGAUUGGUCCCCAGCACCUUCCAAAAUAACGCCCUCAUAGGUUGAAGAGUGCUCUCUUAACAGGCAAGAAGCAGGGCUUUGAGUCCAAGUACUGUGUAAACCCAGUGUUUUGGCACAUACCUCUGAGAUCCCAGUAGCUUAGGAGGUGGAGGCAGGAGGAUCAGGAGUUCAAGGUCAUCCUCAGUUGUAUAGUGAGUUCCUGACCGUCCGGGGUGACACCAAACCCUGCUCAAAAAAAGAAUAAGCAAACCAGGCAUAGUGGCACACACCUUUUUAAUCCUAGCACUUGGAAGGCAGAGGCAGGUGGAUAUCUGGGAGUUCCAAGCCCAUCCAGGAUUACCUAGGGAGACCCUGUCUACAGACAAAAAAGAAAGAAACAAAACAGAAAAAAGUUAGGGCUGUGAGAUGGCUCAGCAGGUAAGGGUACUUACUGCCAAGCCUGAGGACCUCAGUUCAA